Molecule: messenger RNA, 4173 nt
Organism: Caenorhabditis auriculariae
Lineage: Eukaryota; Metazoa; Nematoda; Chromadorea; Rhabditida; Rhabditidae
Source: the annotation of a GenBank genome assembly
AUGAAUAUGACUGCUCACGAUGGAUGGGUGGAAUUAGACCCGGAAAGUCAGAGCGAAGAAGAUGGGAGGUAUUUUGUUCUUUCUUGUUCGAAAGAAGUUGAAAACCUACUGGCGAAGGAAACUCAUUUAAAAAAAGUUAUUCUAUAAUUUUUUUCAGAAUUCAUCAAGAGUUUUUCGCCAACAACGAUGGGCAGUUGCCGAUAUCCUUUAGCUGUAAGUUUUUUUUUUUGAAUUCUGCGCACCUUCUACCAUCUUUAAAGUUAUGAUAUGUUCGAAAAUCCUUGAUUUUCUGAUUUAAAGAGCAGGACCUUUCUUAGAAGAUUUUCCUGAUGAAGACCCGUUUUCCCCUUUAUUAUUCAUGGAAAAAUGAAGGCUUGUUCAGACAACAUGAAUCAAAUGGUUGGAGGAAUGAGUUCGCUAGUAGACGAGCCUUCGGAAUUCAAUCCAGAGUUCACUACUUUGCACGAUUUCCCGUCACAAGGUGUCUUUUUUAACUGUUUGGCAAAGAUAAUCUUUUUCAGACAUUCAAGAAUUUUCUGAGUCGAUAGCAGAAAUAUGCUGGGAUGAGGUUAAUGACCAGGGCCAUUCUCCGCUAAACGUAGAACUUUCUGACCCUGACACACAAAACAGCUUGUUUGAUCAAACGGCGGAUUAUCACGACAUAAACGCUACCGAGGUUGUCUGAACAGAAAAGCUCUUUAAAAAAAUUUUCGAGCAGAUUAUUUUUUUAUUUAAUAAGAAAAUGAAAGUAUUUUAGCACUUCCAGCACGAAUCCAUGUGUCCGAACGAGAAUGUCAUCGAUCAGCAGUUUCCUGACUACACCAGUGGCGAUCACUUCUUGGUAAAAAAAAAAUAAUAGUUUCCAAUGUGAAUUCCUGCAAGUUUAGGUCCAUUCAUCAAACAUUAAUUCAUCGGAUAAUCAGUUUCCGCAAUUGCUGGAAGACGUUGGUGUGGCCUCAGUCAAUGUUCAGCACCGGUCUUUUCUUGAACAAGGCGCCGUGCAGUUUCGAAAUCGCGAAGAUGUUCAGCAUUAUCGAAUAGAAAGCCAUGACCCUAUUGAAAGACAGCAUGAUCAGGAGUGAGAUUAUUCGGCACAUUUCAAUCUCUCAAAUAAAAUCAAAGUGUUUCUAGAAACGAGAAGCAGGGUGAAGGCGAUUGUUCACCUUCCCAUAAUGUUUAUGAAACCGAGGGAGUGAUACAAGAACGAGUUGAAAGAAUAAAUGUUGCGGAAAACGCCGAUGGCAUAGAGGAAGCUCAAAACGAUUUGCAAGUGGAUUAUAGACCAACGGCCUGUGUAGCUUGGGCUUCUUUGGGCAGGAUGAUGUGUAAAAACAAAGGUGUGUUUUCAGUUGUUAGGUAUUAAGAGGUGUGUCGAUUUUCAGUUUACCGCUCAAAAGACUGGCUCAGAUUUGCUAGGCUGAAUUUUGUAUUUGAGUUUCUUUGACACAUAUUUUUGCUUCCACGUAUACAGUAAACUCAAAUAAAAAAGAAAAGCUCCUAAUUUGAUCCAUUUUUGAAGCUUUUUUAGCGGUAACCUGCGAUUCAAAAAUAUUCUACCAAAGCUCAAAAAAUCCUCUGAAAAGACUUUUUUUUCAGAUGCACAAAAAAGUUGUUAUGAUAAUAUGCUGGACGAUUCUCUUCUGGACAACAUGGAUGAAUUAGAAGAUUUUUUGGAAGGAGACGUAGAAGAAGAAGUGGUAAUUCGGGAAGAGUGCAACGAAGUUGGCGAGUCAUCAGAAAUGACGGCUUCUGGUACACUAGAACAAUACUCUUACUUUGAUUCGGUUGAAAAUGUCCCACAAAAGUCUCUCGCUUUCGAAAAAAUUUUCAUAAUCUGGUUUUUCAGUUUUCAAGAUGUUGAUAAUACUUACGAAAAUGCCGUUCCCAUGACACCUGCACCUGUUGGAUUCACGCGACAACGUGUUUCGAGUUUUUGCAAGCACAGUUGGUUGAUCAGAUGUUCACAUUGAGAAAAAAAAGCAGUAACAGUGGGUCUGAAGGACGUUUCUCCCGAAAUGGAACCUCAAACUCCUGACGAGCUUCAAAGUGGAGCUGAUCCUGAUGUUAAAACUGCACUCGAUGGCGAGAUGCCAGAAAGUCUAGGUUUUAUUGUAGUAAAUUGCACACUCUAACAUCAAGGGGCGCAGAAAAUGAUGAGAUGGAGCUCAUUGAGAAGAGCGUUACCUCUGCGGAUGACUUAACGCCUCCGCCUUCCUUGGAACGUCAAGUUCCGACAAAAGAAAACGAGACAGCUCCCAGGUUGGCUCUCAUCUUUUUUUUUUUUACCUAAAUGUCACACUCACCUUCAUAGUGUUCAAAUAAACUGUUCCAGACCGAUGACAAAGAUGAGAAGGCACUUAUUGAACAAACGCAAAACGUCCUUCCUGUUCCCACAAUACAGAGCCGUCGAGUCUCCUCUUGCGCCGCGAAAUGUUCAGUGCUUCCCGUACGAUGAUUAUCACUACGACUUUGACCCCACCUACCGUCCACUUAAAUAUAAUGUCAAGGUGUGUUUUGUAACGAUUGAAAAAAAAAAGCAAGAACAAAUUUGUGGAGUUUUCACCGGUGUUUGCAACUCCUGAAUAUAGAAAACUUUUCUAAAAAAUGCCUAAAAUCUACAAAGUUCCUCUUGUUGGCCUUUAAUAUUUGGUUUUUCGACUUCGUGAAAAGUAAUUAUUAAAAGUUUCAAAUAAUACUCCCGAAGACUGAAAAAAGUGAGAACAAAAUAAAUUUAUGUUGAAAAAAUGCUUUUAGUCAUUAAAAGCAAAGAAUGAACCAUGUGAGCCGAAGCCGUGUCAAAACUGCCGAGAAACUGCGUCUGAUAAUUUUCACAAGGUGGACAUGAGCGAUUACAAAGCGUGUGAGCCCAGUGGAAGACAAGUUUGUCUAAAAAAAGGGAGUCGAGUACAAAAAAAAAAUAUUUUUUAGGUCAGAGCUCAUCUGUGCGAUCAGUCGCGUGUUCUGAUUGCCAGAAUUGCAAAUUGGAACCGCGAAUACUCUAACAGGUUUCCAGAAGAGUCUAAAUUCAGAAUUUUUCUAAUGAAGAACAUCAUUUCUAACAUUCAGACUCGGAAUCCGGGCUCAUGGAACGUUGUACUCGAGGCCUGAUGAGCUCACAGCAAUGCAAAUGGGCUUUUGCUCGGCGACCGUCAAACGUUGCAUAGAAAUCAAUGACCAUCUGGCUCUAACCAAGUGCUCGGUCAAAAAUGGAAUCUCCGUAAUUUUUGCUUUGAAAGUUUUGUUCAGAAAAGAUUGAGGGGUCUUCACAAUUGAACUAUGAAUUUUUAUUGUCGUUAUGAUUUAUAGAGAGAAGCGCUAGAUGAUCUGAAAAGCGCUUUCCAAGACGACAUGUACUAUGGAGACGUGGAACUGAAACAUCCGAAUGUCCUGAUCUCUUCGGUCAAAACUUCAAAAACCGAUAAAGUCGAUAAUCAACCGUCUUUCGUCAAACUCACAACGACGAUGUCGGAUGUCGUGGAGAACAAACCCAAAAUCCACGACGAAAGGAUGAUUCCAUCAGAAGAAGUAUUGAAAUCGGCAAAAAAUCAGAAGGAAAUUCACACUGUGAGCGACUGUGAAUCAGUCGUGUCAAUUCCCAGCCGCAGGUUUCAUCAAUUUUUCUGGAUUCACCAAAGUUGAACGAGAUUUUAAGAUCUUCACGACGACACGUGAAGAAACCAAUCUUCGACGUCGAAUACAUUACAUCAGAAUCAGAAAGCGAUGUGGUUGUUGUGAAACAAACGGUGUGCUUUUUAUCUCCUCAGUGGAUCUUCCUUUCUGAAACCCAAACUUUCAAGGGACUAGAAGAUAAUUUUCAUGGACUUAAAAAUUUAUCAGGGUGAACUAGAAAAAUUAUGCCGUUUCAGGUCGGUCGAAAGACGAGUUUGCGAAAACGAGAAUCCAAAAACGGGCCAACUAAAAAGCGCGGUCGUUUCGCAAAACCCGUCCUGAGGAUGAACCCGACGAUUCUCACGACGAGAAGCGGUCCUCUGGUGGAAUGCUCCACGGGAAAUGGCUCAAGCGCGGAGAAGACGGUAGGAAAAACGAAUUAGGAUAAAAUGAACAGAAAAUUCUCAGGAAAAAGUGGCCGGAGAAAAAUGCAGUAAAAGUGCUGUCGAGUUAGAUGGGAAGACGAAAGAGAAUGAAGAAUUGAGUGACCGCAGAGUCUUGUAA